AUGUCAUCUUGUAAGCCAUCUUCGACUCCCGUCGACACAAAAUCAAAGGUUAGUGCUUAUUCUGGUGCUCCAUUUGAGGAUCCUACACUUUAUCGUAGUUUGGCAGGUGCCCUACAAUACUUUACGUUCACCAGACCUGACAUUUCUUAUGCGAUACAACAAAUUUGCUUACACAUGCAUUCUCCGACAGAUGAUCAUAUGCAGAAUCUUAAGAGAAUUGUCCGUUACAUUCAGGGUACUCUUGAUUAUGGUUUACAUCUAUACCCGUCUUCGGUUACUGAUCUUAUCUCUUAUACUGAUGUUGAUUGGGGUGGAUGCCCUGACACUCGACGGUCCACAUCGGGCUAUUGUGUUUUCUUGGGAGAUAAUCUCAUAUCAUGGUCGUCCAAGCGACAACCAACUUUGUCUCGGUCUAGUGCUGAAGCAGUGUAUCGGGGAGUGGCUAUGUUGUCUCCGAGUCUUGUUAGAUCCGAAACCUACUUUUGGAACUCCAUUUUCCGGUUCGUAAGGCUACUUUGGUUUAUUGUGAUAAUGUAA
Molecule: messenger RNA, 537 nt
Organism: Spinacia oleracea (spinach)
Lineage: Eukaryota; Viridiplantae; Streptophyta; Magnoliopsida; Caryophyllales; Amaranthaceae
Exons: 1
Coding region: 1-537 (178 amino acids)
Source: RefSeq, a predicted model, not a curated record